GAUCUCCACUGCAGUAAUGUGGGGCUUGUGUUUUCCCAGUGGGGUCGGGAUAUAUCCCGAUCGACGACCGAGGUCUCCCGGGACUUCAGACUUUCACAAGCAUACAACUGUCAAUUCCUAAACAUCUUCCCGACGCACCUCCAUUUUCACUCUUCACAUACCACUCAUAACCCCCCCCCCCCGCCACAACUUCAUCUAAAUCAUACAAACAACCGGCAAGAUGGUUGCAGACUCCCUCAUCUAUCAUCCCUCUGUGGCUCACUAUCUCAAAUACGUAGCGACGACCGUGGGCCGCGACAAGCUUCUCCGAACAAUACAAUACUUCUCACGCUUCUACGCCUGGUACCUCUACCGUACGAACGGCACGCCUGGGGAAAUCGCGCCUUUUGAUGCUAUUAAGAAGCAGUUCGGACUGGCACGCAAGUUGAUGCGCGUGGGCAAGAACGUAGAGCACUUCAAAGCAGCAGCUAUCGCGGCAGAUUCCAAGAGCUUGGAUCCCAUUAUCAAGUUCUGCGCCGUGGGACGACAGUUGGGAUAUGCAGGAUACCUGUCUCUGGAUGCCGUCACAUAUUUGGAUGCCGCGGGCAUCAGAAAGAGUCCUAUGACACAACGGUUGGCAAAGGAGGCCUACAGGUGUUGGAUGUUUGGAUUGAUAUUCAGUGCUGUUUCCGGCACGUAUUCGCUGUACAACUUGAGACAGCAGCAGAAACGCAUCAGCAAGGAGGAUGGGGAGGGGGUCGUUGCUACAAAGAGAAUUGAAAAGGAACGAGCAGCAAUUAAUCUCCAGCUUCUUUCCGACCUUUGCGAUCUCACAAUCCCCACCUCUGCCAUUGGUCUGACGAGCUUCGAUGACGGGUUCGUUGGGUUGGCUGGAACGGUUAGCAGUUUGAUCGGAGUUUACUCGGUAUGGAAGAAGACUGCAUAAGGUGGCUGGAAAUUAGGGUUUAAUUGGCGUGUUUGUCUGAUUGCGAGUUGUAUUUAAGUUGGAAUUCUUGGCUUUGCGAUGAAAUAGACCUGCUGCGCUGUGGAGGGAGUGAUACUUCAUUUGCCUACAAUUUGAUACCGGAAUCUAUGAUUUUUGUCCACCAUUGAUCGCCAUCGUUUUUGGAUGGUUUGAUUGAGAGAAGCUUGCCACAGUUCACAAUUAAAUUGAUUUGGG
This is a messenger RNA of Cadophora gregata, 1159 nucleotides long. RefSeq names its product Peroxisomal membrane protein PMP27 (gene PEX11). The record is from RefSeq and is a predicted model, not a curated record. Lineage: Eukaryota; Fungi; Ascomycota; Leotiomycetes; Helotiales; Ploettnerulaceae. The transcript is spliced from 2 exons. Gene Ontology annotation, cellular component: peroxisomal membrane. The coding region runs from base 221 to 925 and encodes 234 amino acids. Gene Ontology annotation, biological process: peroxisome fission; regulation of peroxisome size.